Prorocentrum cordatum is the source of this 6097-nucleotide messenger RNA. Lineage: Eukaryota; Dinophyceae; Prorocentrales; Prorocentraceae. The record is from the annotation of a GenBank genome assembly.
GAGCCCGAUGGAGCGGGCAGCCCCGACAGCGGUCGGGUGGCCCUUCCCGCGGGGGGCCUGGCUCGACGCAGCGCUGAACGGCGAGCUGGUGCCGGGGCUGCCGCUGGCGGCUGGAGCUCGGGUCCUGGCGCGGGUCAAGGACGACUACGGGGCGCCACAGGGCGUCGAGAUGCUCGAGGUGGAGGUCGCCUACCAGGCAGACGCAUUCGGCCGGUACUUCAAGGGCCGGCAUGUGGGCGCCAGCGACCCGUACUACUCGUGGUAUGCAGCCUCCUGCGGGCAGCGGGGCGCGCGGUCCCUGGCCACGGUCUUCCACCUCUGCAAGUGCAGCGCCGACGAGUGCGGGGCGGUCGCUCCUGUGGGCGCAGUGGUCGAGCACUUGGACGUGUGGCAGGUGGUGGACCCCCGCGACGUGGCCCGCGAGCAGGCGAAGCUCAUCUGCCCGGCCGCGGAUCCUGGAGCGCUUGUGAUGACCGAUGCGCCCGCGGCCGAGCCAUUGCCUGGAGAGCUCGGCGGCUGGCCGCUCGGGGAUGGGGGCAACGAGGACGAGGAGGAGCCUCGAGGGCCGCCGCGCAAGCGGGCCCGCGAGGUGGAGGGCACCCCGACCCCAGGCGGACCAGGAGAGGCGAGCCCUCUCGACCAGGAGAUUGCAGGGCUCGAGGAGACUGCCGAGGACCCAGAGCUCGAGGCGCGGCUGGCGCGGCUCGGGGGCAGGGCAGCUCGUGGUGUGCCGAGGCAGGGCACGCCCAAGAACGCUGCGCGCCCAGCAGGUGCGGUAGGCGAGCGCCUGGCGCAGGUGGUGGCCGGCCGAGCCGCCGCUGCUGCCCCUGCGCGCGCAGGCGCCGCUGGGUCGAGGACCAGGCUGGCAUCAGCCUUGACCGCGGCGCUCCUGGGCCGCGACGACGACGACGCGGAGGACGGCGCGGAGAGCGACACGGAGCGCCUUGGGGGCCGCGACCGCUACCAGGGCGUGGGCAUCAAGCGGGACUUGUUCCGCAGGAUCGCUCGGCAGCGGCCCGGCGCUCUCCUCGAGAACGGGCUCGGCCACCUGCGCAGCCAGUUCGCCCAGCAGUUGUCCGCAGGCGAGGCCGACCCUCUGGCCCCGUGUGUCACGCAGUUCUUGAACACGGUGUUCUUCGUUGCUCACCCGCCGCGGACGCUGGGGACGGACGAGGUGCGGGUCCUCCGCGCGCUGGGACUGGCGCUCGACGGCAUCCUGCGCGGAGAGGUCGUCGAGACUGCGGAUCUGCUCAUGCAGGAGUUCAAGGCGCGGACGAUGGCCAUCCGCGACGGGAACUGGCGGUCGGCACGGUGGCUCACGCUGGUCGCGCAGGAACAGCUUCCAUCAGGCGCCUCUCUGGACGAGGAGAACGCUGCCGAGAAGGUCGAGGCCCGGGAGCUGAAGGUCGCCGAGCUCCGCCAGCGACUUGCAGACCGCAGGACCAGCCGCAGUCCCACGCGGUCGGUCCAGCUCCUGAGCGACUCCGAGGGGGACCUCGACGCAGCAGCCGCCGCCCGCGUGCCACCAGCGGACGCGGCAGCAGGCCGGAGCUUCGCGCAGCACAAGGCGGCCCACCCGAGGCGCGAGGGCGAGACCCAGGACGGCCUGGGUUCGGGCGUGAGGGCCGACGCGGCUAAGGCCGCGGCCCCGAGCACGCCCCUGCCUGCCCUCCGCCCGCCUGAGCGGCAGCUACGCGGCAGCUCGCAGGCUCGGCGGUGGCGCCAGAUGCUAGCCGAGGUGGGCACGGGCGUCAGCUCCAAGUUCAGGCUCGCCCUCGCGGCCCACGAAGCGGUGCACGGUUCGCCAGGGGCGAUCGGGCGGUACGUUCGUAGGAUGUGCACUUCGCCAGACCCCGCGGCCAGCUUCGCGCGGCUGCGCGAGGUGUUGCCGUUACCGUUGCCCGACGCCCCGCUCUUCGAGAGGUACCGCGCCGCCUGGCACCUACACCAGCAGCUGCCGGAGACCUGCGAGGUGGACGCCGCCACGGCGCAGGGGUGGGCCCAGCUCGUGGUCUUCAGCCUGAACUACCAGUACACGGGGCACAUGCGUUGUCCAACCGUCGCCGCGAGGCGGCCCACGGCAAGUCAGAUCAGUGCGCUCGGCAUUGUGCAGGAGGCCUGUGAGUAUUUCGUUCAGGAUGCCGCCACAUCUUUCGAGCUCCCGGACUGGGACCAGGUCAUCGCGUCGAGGACCGUCUCCUACGGGGGCGAGGAGACGUCCCGCGCCCUGCCACUCUCGCUUGCGGGGAUCAUGCCAGGCCUCCCCGCGCGGGGCGUCGCCGCCUCUGUCAAGGCGCUCGACAUCGCGGACGCUCAGGUGGGCGCCUGGCUUGCCGACCCCACGCUGGCCUUGCUCCCUCGAGAUGAGUGGCCUGCAGAGGUCCCGCGGGCGGCGAUCCAGGUCACGUCCAAGCAGGAGUGGUACAGUAUCGGGACCAAGCUCGUCGAGCUGGGGCUGGCUGCGCCGAUCGCCGACGACCGCAUCUUCAAGGUCGGGAACCGCAAGGUGCUCGCCGGGGCGUUUGGUGUCGCCAAGGGUGGCACGCCGUCACCUGGCCAGGCGUGCGUCCAGCGCCUGAUCAUCAACAUGGUCCCGGCCAACAGCUACCAGCGCAUCAUGAGGGACGACAUCGGGACCCUUAGCGCGUCGCCCUCGUGGGUCGCCAUCCCGCUCCCAGAGGGCCACAUGCUGCUUUGGUCGUCAGAUGACCAAGCCUCCGCUUUCUACUGCUACGAGCUGCCCGAGGCUUGGCAGCCGUACAUGACCCUCGCGGAGGCGAUCCCGAACGAGCUCAUCGGCGUGCCGGGUCCUGGGAAGACACACCUCGCGCUGCGCGUCAUCCCGAUGGGCUGGAUCAACGCGGUCACGGUGUUUCAGCACUGCCACAGGCGCCUCGGGCUCGGCUCUCGCCCCCUCGCUGCGGGGUUUCCCGCGGAGCUCGAGUGGCGCAAGGACCGGCCACUUCCGUUCAAGUCGAAGGAGCUCGAGCAGCAGUGGAUCCAGUACUACAUCGACGACUGGGACCAUGGCGAGGUGGUGCCCAACGCGAUGGUCGCGGAGCUCCUCGGCACGAUGAGCUGCGCGCAGGAGGAGCAGAGGGCCGCCUACGGCCGCUCGGGGGUCAGCGUCGCCCCCGGCAAGGCCAAGCACCGCGCGCUGGUCCUGGAGCGGAUGGGCGCGGGUCUUGACGGGGCCGUCGGCCGGGUCGGGGUCACGACCGAGAAGCUUCACCAGCUGCUGGCGUUCAUCCUGUGGGGCAUGGGCAGACAGGGCCUCUCGUCGCAGGGCAUGCUCAUGAUCCUAGGCAGGUGCGUCAGGGCAGCGGAGUUCAGGAGGCCUUUCAUGGGGUUCCUCAACAGCGUGUGGGCUGCUGGGCGCUGGACGCGCCCGCAGGCUGUUCCCCUUGGCAUGUGCGACGAGCUCUUGGGCUUCGCGAUGGCGCUGCCGCUGGCAUACACCGACCUGCGCGCAAGGAUCGACACUUGUGUCAUUGCGACCGAUGCCAGCGAGCGCGCCGGGGGCAUUUGCCACACGGCCGGGCUCUCGGCGCAGGGCGUUGCCUGCGCGAGAGGGGGAGCAUCAGCAGUGACUUUGCGGCCUGGUGCAGUUGCGGCUCCUGUGCGUGGUGUGCGGUGGCGCCCUCGCAUAGUUCUCAUCGAGCUCUUCGCUGGCGCUGCUGGGGCCGCGGUGGCGGCCUCCAGACUCCCGAUCGACGUGAUGGCCCACGUCAGCUGCGAGGUCGAGCCCGCUGCCCGGCGACUGGUGCGUCGCCGCUGGGCGGGCGUGAUUGAGCUUGGCAACAUCGAGGCCGUCGACGCGGCGCGGUUUACUGAGAUGCUGAAGGGCUACGCGCGGGACGCCGACUGGGUCGAGGCUCCUUUCCGGGUCCCCGAGCUGAUCCAGGCAGCGGAGGCUGCCUUUCCCAAGCGCACCAUGUGGUUCGUCGAGAACGUGUUCAGCAUGACCCUAGAGUCGAGGGCGGAGUUCACCAGGGCGCUUGGAGUCACGCCCGUGUUCCUCGAUGCCAGGUGUCUCACUCACGUCAGGCGGCCCCGCCUGUACUGGUGCUCGUGGCCGGUCACGGCGUUCCUGGCGUCCGACGCCACCGUCGAGACCAAGGGUGUGGGAGAAGCCGCGUACUUCAAGGUCUCGUUAGCGGUGGAGAGGCUCCCACUGAGUGCCUCGCUCCUGGAGGGCUGGUCGACGCUGGACCCUGAGGCAGACCUCCCGUGCUUCACGAGGCCAAUCCCGCGAAGCCACCCGCCGUUCCGGCCCGUGGGCCUCGACCGCGCCUCGGUGCUGGCCGCGGAGCGCUGGGCUGCCGACAGCUACCGCUACCAGGUCAACAACUACGAGGACGGCAGCCUCAUCUGGGACGCGAGGCGUGAGCGGGGCCGGCUGCCCGUGCCUGAGGAGCGUGCUGCUCUGAUGGGGUUCGACCGUCUCUAUUUCCAGGCCGCUGUAAAAGAUAGUGCCCCCGCCGCCGAGCGAGACAGCGUCAUUGAGUCCCUGAUCGGGAAUACGUUCUGCGUCCAGGCUGUCAUGUAUCUUCUCGGCUCGUGGCUCGCUCAAGUGGGGGCGCUAGCGGCCGCCAUCCCAGGCAGCAGCUGCCUCGCUGUGGGCACGUGCGAGGCGAACUGGAACGUGGUCCCCGACUUCCAGCAGCCGGGACAUCACGACCCGCAGUUGGAACGCAGCCUGAUCGUAGAGUUCCUGCGGGUCGCGGACCGCGGGGGCACGGACGUCCGGCUUGACACCGGGGCGCCCUACCGCGCCCGCGCGUGGCCGCGGGCAGCACUCCGUACGCACCUCUGGGCCUGGCGGAUCGCCAAAGGCUUUCGCUGGCAGCGGCCUGGGCACAUCUCGGCGCUGGAGCUGGAGGCUGCGGUGGCUGGAGCGCGCUGGAGGUGCCGGGCAGUUGAGAACCACCGCUGCCGCUACCUGCACAUUCUGGAUGCCCAAGCGAUCGCGGCAGUCGGCACCAAGGGCAGAUCGAGCGCGAGGGCUUUGCAGCCAGCGCUCCGCCGGCUCAACUCCCUGCUCCUCGCGACGGCAGGGUACCCGCUGUACGGCUACUGCGACACCGACGACAUGCCCGCCGACACGCCGGCCAGGAGGGCCGCCCCCGGCAAGCGUGCAGCGCAAGCAGCAGCAAAGGUGAGCCAGGUCACGGCCCAGGCGAUGGCGCGACGAUCUGCAGCGAGGUCCCAACCGCUGAGGGAGGCGAUGGUCACGCCGCUCACCCUGCAGCGGUACCGUGCGGCGGUCGAUGAUGUCGUUGAUUUCUGGAUCCAGGAGCACCGGCAGCCGCAGACGCCCGCUCAGGUCGACGCUGGCGUGGCCGCCUUCAUCGAGAGCCGUUGGCUGAGCGGAGGAUCUUUAUUUGAGAUUAAUAAUGCAAUCGCAGGCAUCACGCACGCAUUCCCGCCCGUGCGAGGGCACCUGCGGGACAGCUGGCGCUUGGCCAAGACGUGGCAACGCCUGGAGCCAGCUGGGCGGGCGCUGCCGAUCGGGCCGCUGAUUGCGGCAGCGUUCGCAGGGGCAUUUGCGGCCGUGGGCCAGCUGGGCGCUGCGGCGGUGCUGGCAGCAGGCUACGACGCAUUCCUCCGGACGGGUGAGAUGACCUCGCUCGUGUGGUCCGACGUGCAGCUGUAUCCACUCCGCCAAAUGGCCGUGCUGCAGCUGCGCAACACCAAAAGCCAGCAUCAGACUGGUGCCCGAGAGUUCGUGCUCGCGCGGAGCGGCGUAGCGGUCGCCCUCCUCGCCAGGGCAAAGGCUCAGGCGCACAAGCAGGACUUGUGCCUCGGGAUGGAGCCAAGCAGUUUCAUGUGCACCUUUGGCCGCGUGCGUGAGCUGCUGGAGCUGCAAGAUGCGAAGCUCACCCUCUACAGCUGGCGUCGGGGCGGCGCGUCCGCCGACUUCCGCAGCCACGGCUCCAUGGAGCAGACGCUGCUCCGAGGCAGGUGGGCCUCGGCGCGCACGGCCCGCUUGUAUGUCCAGGAUGCCGUCGCCGAGGCCACUCAAUUAAAUCUCUCGCCCACGCAGCGGAGGCGCUGCGGCCUGCUCGCGUCCCGACUGCGAGCAGAAGCGAGAUGA